AUGGAUCUUCUUCCGAAAAAGUCAACUGAUUUCGCGGAUCCCGUUUAUUGGAAGAAUUUUUUUGCUAAAAGAAGUUUACCUUUUGAAUGCUAUUCGGAUCUGAGCGAGAUUUUGGAGUUGUAUAUCAAAAGACAAGAUAAGAUUCUACAAUUAGGAUGUGGUAAUUCUACAUUGGCCUCAGAUCUUUUUGAUUUCGGCUUCAAAGAUGUUCACAGUAUCGAUACAGACGAAAGAGUUAUUCAACAACAACGAAUAAAAAACAAAGAAAGAGCGGGCUUAAGUUUCGCUAAAGAUGAUGCUACAUCUCUCUCUUCGGACAGUGAAUUAUAUACGGCUUGUAUUGAUAAAGGUACUUUGGAUGCUCUUUUGCCACCCAAUCCAUCAGAAGAAGAAACUAGAACAGUUUGUAAUAUGUUCGAUGAAGUACAUCGAGUGUUGAAACCAAACGGACGUUAUCUCAUUGUUACAUUGGCUCAACCUCAUAUUUGCAAAGCGUGGUUGGAGCAUUUCAUGGCUAAGAAACAGUACAUCAUUAGAGUUCAUGAAUUCCCCACUACUGUCAGUUCUUUCCCCAUGCCUGUAUUCAUCCUAGUUGCUACGAAGUUAUUGAAGCCAAUGCCGAUGGAGCUUCCCAUCGAAUUGAAACGUGCGACCUCGGCUAAUUCCGAACGGUUCACCAAAGCAAGUCUCCUCUUGGAUGGAGUACAUGCGCAACAGGAACUUAGCAAGUUUAUAAAUCAUUGCUCGAAGAAGCUUGAAGACCCUGAUGUGCAUAUAGUUCUGAAUGGUUCUACUGGUCCUCGCUAUGCUAUACGGAUAUGCGAUAGUCCGGACGUGAAGGAAAUCAAAUCCCUUACAGCCUUUGUUGUGCCCAUCGGAAGAGAUCAUGAAUGGACUUUCAAGACAAGCGAAGGUAGGGAGGAAGUGAGGAAGCAAGUCAAAAAAGACCGUGUGAUGUUUGCUUACCUGUACAGAAAUCAGAAAUAUCCUUCUAUGGAGUCAGUCAAAGAUGAGUUGUCAGCUUUCGUGUCGCGCUUCCGUCCUAUUGAUUACAAAGAUAAAAUUGAGUUCGUCACAAUGGGAGAAACGGAUGUCAGCAAGAGAGUUGCGGAGGGGUCUUCCGAGUUUAACGGUGAUUGGGUCGUAGAAGAUGUAACCGUGGAAAACCAAAUAUACCGAAGACUUAUCUUUAUGGAGAGUCAGAACUUGAUUCAAUCAGAAGCUCUGCUGAAACGGAACAAGAAAGGAAAAUAUGCCAUCGAUUUUGAUAUUUUGACCUGCGACCAUCAUGUUCAAAUGAUAUGUGGAUUAUCGUUGUUGAACCCCAAUCUCUUUGAUGAGUGUGCCAAGGAAAAAAUGAAGUGUACUGUCUUAGGCUUAGGUGGAGGAUUAUUAGUUCAUUAUAUCCAUCGGCAUUUCCCACAUGCGUUUGUUACCGGAGUCGAUAUAGAUCCUGCUAUCGAAAACAUUGCCUAUGAGCAUUUCGGCUUACCAAAGAAUGAUUCUCGACUGAAUAUCCAGGUUGUUAAUGCUCUCGCAUAUCUGGAACAAGUCGCUCAAGAAAAAGCAGAGAAGCUAGAUGCUCUUUUCGUCGACAUUGCGGGAUCUUCUCAUGAUGAUGGUUUAAGUUGCCCACCGGCAUCGUUCUUAGAGGAUAAUGUUUUAAAAAAUAUGCACAAUUCAUUAACCCAAAACGGACUGUUGGCUAUGAAUGUUGUCACCCGUGAUCUUAAGAAGUUGGAGAGUAUUAAAAAACAAGUCAAAAAGUACUUCCCUUCACUCUAUUCCAUUAAGUUCAGCACAGAUGUCAAUGAGGUUCUUCUUGGGCUUAAGGUUGAUGUAGUUAUUGAUGUUAUCGAGUUGGCAAAACGAUUGCCAAAGAAAAAAUGGACGGAGGAAUUGAUCAAAUCGAUUCCCAAGAUGAAAAAAGUUGUUUGA
Auanema sp. JU1783 is the source of this 1938-nucleotide messenger RNA. Lineage: Eukaryota; Metazoa; Nematoda; Chromadorea; Rhabditida; Rhabditidae. The record is from the annotation of a GenBank genome assembly.